This is a messenger RNA of Conger conger (European conger), 1725 nucleotides long. It is a transcript of the gene ddit4, whose product is annotated as DNA-damage-inducible transcript 4. Gene Ontology annotation, cellular component: cytoplasm. Gene Ontology annotation, molecular function: 14-3-3 protein binding. The record is from RefSeq and is a predicted model, not a curated record. Gene Ontology annotation, biological process: apoptotic process; response to hypoxia; negative regulation of TOR signaling. NCBI's taxonomy places the organism in Eukaryota, Metazoa, Chordata, Actinopteri, Anguilliformes, Congridae. The coding region runs from base 109 to 903 and encodes 264 amino acids. The transcript has 3 exons.
AGGACUGCAGUGGCUCGUUCACGGUCUUUGGGUGGAUGUACACAAGUUAGCGAAGAGCCAUACAGCAGUCUUUUGUUGUCAAAGAUUAGUGUAAUACCUAGUAUUUGUAUGCUACAUGGUGAAAAUUCUGGAAACGCCACAACAGAGCUCACAUUAAACAAACGCGAUAUCACAGGUGAUCGUGUGUUGAAUAUUUUGAUUAUUUCACCUGAACGAAUCAUGCCUGUUCGUUGUACGAGCUUGACCUCCGACGGAAGUUUUCCUCCAUCGCCGACUGAUGAUAGCACUUCUAAACGUCUUUCCUGGGGGAAGUUGGUGCAAAAAUUAACGGAGUUCAGCGGGGCGAGCUUCAAUCAUAGCGUUGACUCCGACUCUGAUAGUUGCAGCCGGAGUGAUUGUUCAGAUUCUGGGUCGGACUUCCUGUCUGAUGUUUCCACUAGCGAUUCUGAUAUGUUCUACGACCCCAUGGAAGAGACACUAUGUGAGGAGGUUGUGGAGCUUAUUUCAAGCAGUCUGUCAGAUGCCAAGGACGGGCCCUUAAAAUGUUCCAAACUCCUCAUUCCGCAUCAGCUCUUGGAGCACAUCGGCCAAGAACUUCGUCACCUAGCAGCAAGUGAGCCCUGCGGCCUGCGGGGGGCGCUGAUCGACCUGUGUGUGGAGCAGGAGGACAUCUGUCGCAGCGUAGAGCAAAUAGCUGUGGACCCAUACCUCGUUCCCACAUUCCAGCUCACGCUAGUGCUUAGGCUGGAAUCCGAAGGACUGUGGCCCAAGAUCCAGGGCCUCUUUGCCGCACGGGCGCACUCUACCCCAACCGUGAAACAUGCCCUGAAACUUAGUACUGGAUUCAGAGUGAUCAAAAAGAAACUCUAUAGCUCUGAAGAGCUGCUCAUUGAAGAAUGUUGAUGCCAGGGUACUUAACCACAGCCAAGUGACAGUAGAAUAAUUGGCAUGGCUGAUGAUACUUAUUGCCUUGGAUAGCUUGUGAAUACUGCUCAUCUGGGCAUGAGCUCAAUGUGCCAUUUGUAACGAUAGUCCAGCGGGCUAUUAUUUGACUUAUGUUUACUGCUGUUCUGUUCUUGUGGUUUGUGAAAUGGGCCUGUUACAUUCCCAUGUCUAUGAUCACUGGAUGAGUUUCCAUAAGCGCUCUAAGAUCUAGGGUAUCUGUUUUAGUCAACACUUCUGAUUUUAUAGGUUCAUGAAAAAGAAGUAUGUUUAUUGGUAAGCAUUUAAUGAUAUUCACUGAUAAGCAGCACUCUAGGUACUGGAGUAGAUUCUGCACUUCUGCAAACGGUUGUAAAAGACUAAGAGCAAUGUAAAUGGUGCUUUUUCAUCUUUUGAUCUAGGAUACCUCAGUUUCUAUGGAAACCCAAUUAUGGCAGCUAGCUAUGGUAAUGUAGCCGUAUUGUAGCCUAUUAUGAAAGUUUCCAUUUUUAUUUUACUCCAUUAAACUUUUUUUUAAAUAUUAUAUGGGAACAGUUUAUACUAUGGCUUUGACUGGGCAUGUUUUGUGAAUGAUGAGUCCAUAAUGUUCAAAAAGUUACUUGCUUCCAGUUAAUGGGCCAGUCAGUUGUUACCAGAGGUCCACAGUUGUUACUGUUGCAGUUUUUCUUCUGUUUAGCUUUCACUUGUGCCUCUUAAUUUAUUUGAUAUUCAAAUAUUCAUAUUGCACUGUUUUUGUACUUUCAUUAAAGUAAUAAAAUGCGCAAUAAACAUAUUUUCUCAGAA